AUGGUACAUAGAAGAAGAAGAUCAAGCAUUACUAAAUUAUUCAAUAAAUUUUAUAGAAUAUCAACAUGGAAAAAAAAUGAUGCAAAUAAGGAUGACUUGGCUGAAGAGAAAAUUUCUGGUGUAUCACUCAAGUGGGCAGAAUUUGCCAGCAGCUCAUCAACCCAUAGAAAGAUAAAAUAUGGAAACUGA
Messenger RNA from Entrophospora candida, 189 nucleotides. The record is from the annotation of a GenBank genome assembly. NCBI's taxonomy places the organism in Eukaryota, Fungi, Glomeromycota, Glomeromycetes, Entrophosporales, Entrophosporaceae.